AUGUUUCUCAUCAAUUUUCGCAGUAACUCUCAGACUAUUACUGAUACAAUCGCUUCUCUCCCACACAAUGAGGAAAUCUCCGACCUAGGUAAGGCCCGGUUCACAAUUUGUCCUGGAUGGUUAGAGCAUUCGGAUAGUCCAUCCAAUUUGGCCAAAUUUCUCUCUCGUCACUGCCUUGUUGCCUUUGGACCUGACUUUCUUCUGCUCGACAAGCCUGCUGGAUUGGCCUCUUGGCGUCGAGUCGAUGGGCAACGCCUCUUUAAACCUCCACCUGCACUCUCAAAAUCUUCUAAGACUAGUGGACCUCCGGUAAUGGUAAGUUUGCUGUCAGGUCUAAAUAAAUAA
Protopolystoma xenopodis is the source of this 345-nucleotide messenger RNA. NCBI's taxonomy places the organism in Eukaryota, Metazoa, Platyhelminthes, Monogenea, Polystomatidea, Polystomatidae. The record is from the annotation of a GenBank genome assembly.